GCUCCUCCGGGCUUCCCUGCAGGGAAAGCGGCCCCUGUGAGCCUUGUCCCGUGCCCUAGCUGCCACUGAGGCAGGCGGUGGGACACUGUGCACAGGGGGCAGCUGGGCGAGAGGCACUGACACUAGGCAUAAACAGGAGCUCUGGACCAGCCACCCCUCCAGCUCUACAGUCCACCUCCUGCCUUCUGCCUGGUGAUGGAAAACCUGAGCACCAUGGCUGCCCCAGGCAGUGCUCUCUGGGCCCUGCUCUUGGCUACCCUGGGCUCCACCGCAGGCCAGCCACUGGGGGGAGAAUCAGUCUGCACAGCCCGCCCUCUGGCCAAGUACAGCAUCACCUUCUCCGGGAAGUGGAGCCAGACAGCCUUCCCCAAACAGUACCCCCUGUUCCGACCCCCUGCGCAGUGGUCCUCCCUGCUGGGGGCAGCUCACAGCUCUGACUACAGCAUGUGGAGGAAGAACGAGUAUGUCAGCAAUGGGCUGAGGGACUUUGCAGAGCGCGGUGAGGCCUGGGCCCUGAUGAAGGAGAUUGAGGCUGCAGGAGAGAAGCUCCAGAGUGUACACGCAGUGUUCUCAGCCCCGGCCGUCCCCACGGGUACCGGGCAGACCUCUGCAGAGCUGGAAGUGGAGCCUAGGCACUCACUGGUGUCCUUCAUAGUGCGCAUCGUCCCCAGCCCUGACUGGUUUGUCGGUGUUGACAGCAUAGACCUGUGUGAGGGGGGACGGUGGAAGGAGCAGGUAGCCCUGGACCUUUACCCCCACGACGCAGGGACGGACAGUGGCUUCACCUUCUCCUCCCCCAACUUUGCAACCAUCCCACAGGACACAGUGACUGAGAUAACAUCCUCUUCUCCCAGCCACCCGGCAAACUCGUUCUACUAUCCACGGCUGAAGUCUCUGCCUCCUAUUGCCAGAGUGACCCUGGUGCGGCUUAGGCAGAGCCCCAGGGCCUUUGUUCCACCUGCCCUAGACCUGGCCAGCAGGGGCAAUGAGAUUGCUGACAGCCUCUCAGGCCCAGAAACACCACUGGAUUGCGAGUUUUCCCUGUGGUCAUCCUGGGGGCUGUGCAGAGGUCCAUGUGGGAAGGUGGGAACCAAGAGCAGAACUCGCUAUGUCCGUGUCCAGCCUGCCAACAAUGGGACCCCCUGCCCUGAGCUUGAAGAAGAGGCUGAGUGUGCCCCCGACAACUGCGUCUAAACCCAGAUCUCUGGGCUCAGGUCUGGUCACAAAGGGCUCCUAGGAGGCCAGCGACAUGGCUGGUUUUACAUUAUCCUCAGGCUAGGCUUGCACUGAGGCCCUCUGUGGCAAGCAGGGGACCGUGGUGAACAGGCCCCUUCCGCAGACAGAUUGAUUCCCAAGGCUCACAGGUCUGCCCUAAAUUAUGUCCCUUGUAAUUUAUUACUGUUCUGGGAGGCUGCCUUUGUUGCAGAGAGUAUACACACCAGUGCAGGGCAGGAAGGCACCCGGUGGGCCCAUGUGGUUAUCAGAUACCUCAGCCCUACUGCUCCUGCACCUGCUCCCAGGAUGGCUGCCACCGCUGGGCUUCUCCUGGAAUUCAAUGGGGGCAACCAUGUGAGAAAUAACAGAGAGGCAGUUUUGGAAAUGGCAUUUUCAUGUUACUGAUCUCUUCGUAUUUGAAUAAAGCUAUCUGUU
This is a messenger RNA of Dipodomys ordii (Ord's kangaroo rat), 1650 nucleotides long. RefSeq names its product spondin 2, extracellular matrix protein (gene Spon2). The coding region runs from base 196 to 1194 and encodes 332 amino acids. Gene Ontology annotation, biological process: cell adhesion. NCBI's taxonomy places the organism in Eukaryota, Metazoa, Chordata, Mammalia, Rodentia, Heteromyidae. Gene Ontology annotation, cellular component: extracellular matrix. The record is from RefSeq and is a predicted model, not a curated record. The transcript is spliced from 6 exons.